CUGAGGCUGCGGGGUGGUGGGUGGAGCACUAGAGGCUGCAAGGACCCGGAGCCCGAGGGCGGGGCUGCAGACGGCGUUGGGCGACUUGUCGCGGUGCAGCGCGGAAAGGCGCACUGAGCUGGCUCUGCAGCGGGUGAGCGAGUGAGCCAGGCCGAUGGCGGUGUCGACGGCCCUGUCGGCUGCAGCUGCGGCUGCAGCCCUAUCCGGCCUGGCAAUGCGAUUGUCGCGUUGGGCGGCGACGCGCGGCUCCUACAGCGCCUUCUGCAAGGGGCUCACGCGCACGCUGCUCACCUUCUUCGACCUGGCCUGGCGGCUGCGCGUGAACUUCCCCUACUUUUAUAUGGUGGCCUCGGUGAUGCUCAACGUCCGCCUGCAGGUGCGGAUCGAGUGAGCCAUCGCCCGCCACAACGGCGGCCCCCCGGGUGGAGAGCGCCAUCUGCGCCACCCACGCCACCCCCGCCAUCCCCUCCAGGCGGCCGCUUGAAGGACCGUGGGGCCGCUCAGGGCCCAGAGACAGCGGCGGGGGGCGCAGACGGAACUGCCUGGGUCCCUCCAUUUUAGGCCUCCGCGGAGGGCCACAGUACUGCAUCCCAUACUGCAAAAACCCUUCGCAGCAGAGUCAUUUUCCGCGGCAUCCAGAGAAUCAUCAGAGUCUGGCAAACCUGUUGCCUCCGAUUGGCCAGAAAGAGGGAGAACCCGAAAGAGGGGGUGCUACCGCAGGAUUUACCAGGCCCUGUGCAGGAAGGCCUUGGUCUUCUGGGUGAUGGCUCCCUUCUGUGAUCAUUUCAAGAUGGAUCCCUAUGUAGAGAUGCCUGCUUCUGUUCCUGACCAGCCCGGGGAGCAGCUGAGUGAAGAACCUGCCUAGAAGAGGAAGGGCCUUUCUGGUAGAGGCCUAGAGAGUGGUGGGGUUGCUCAGGCUUCUGGCCCAGCCAUAGAAAAGAUGCCAGUGUACCUCGGGCACUGAUAUUUCCCAGUAACACUGUGAGGGAGACAUAUUCCCUCAUCUCAUGAAUACAAUGGGGCUCAAGGACCAGGCUGGGUUUGCCCUUGUUACACACAGAAGAGGGGGGAGUUCAGCCUGCCCUGGACCUGCAUUCCCCCACCCCUUCUGCAGUGUUCUCCAUGACCUAGAAGGACGCCGGGGUGGGGAGGGAGUAGAGAGCUGUCAGGGGCCUAGGGAGAAAGAGAGGCUGUGGGUUAGGGUAACUGGGCAUCUGCCUUUCCUUGGAGUAGACUAGAAGACAGGCAGAUGUUGAGUUCAUGAACAGAGAGGAAGGUUCAGGAACUUCCUGAAAUUAGUCCUCUCUAACUCUCUGGUGCUUGACCACGGCCCUCCAAGCAAUUGUGUGGUAGUGGACUACAAUGAUGACAUUGUGGUUCAUGGAAAGUCGAGGACCUAAAGGCUGACACCCAUGGUAUGGCCCUGUUUCUUUGUACCCAGGCUUGUAGCCCCAUCCCAGGCAUCACAUGGGAAAAGCUUCUCCUCCAGAUAUACUGAGCACAGUCUGUCCAGGAGGCCCGUCUUAGGCUAGCCUCUCCAAAUGCCCAAGGAUGGCCCAAGGGAUACUUUCACUAUGUCUCCUACACUCCUCCAAGCUUCUCUGCCACUGGUAUCUCAAGGUCCAUGCAUUCCAUUCCUGAUA
Molecule: messenger RNA, 1643 nt
Organism: Microtus ochrogaster (prairie vole)
Lineage: Eukaryota; Metazoa; Chordata; Mammalia; Rodentia; Cricetidae
Product: small integral membrane protein 10-like protein 2A
Source: RefSeq, a predicted model, not a curated record